CGUGGCGAAGCCAAGCUCGUACACAGCCGCCGCAUUUCCCAGGUGGUGUACGAUAAAGUGGUGAAUCGAAUCGAUCCGUCGCCGGCCGCCGUCGUGACGGAAGCAGACAUCCCCAUGGACCUUCGCGAACAUUUUUCCGACGCCAACUUCCGUGUCAUCGUCGACCGCUUUCAUUUGUUUGACCACAAGGAGGCGGGUAUCCUCGACCACGAAGAUGUCUUUGUUUACUUGCACGGUCUCACCGAGACGUUCCCCAUACGUGACGUGCAGCACGCAGCCGAGCGCCUCACCGCGUUUCCAUCCAAGCGCGUCACGCUGCCGUCUGUCUUUAAAGUCCUCUCGACCCACGUCGAGCGCGACCUCGGCGCACCACCGCUGCCGUGCGACGACGACAACAAGACUGGAACCGAGGUGCCGUCCGCGUCAUCGACGCUUCCUGGAUCGUCAAGCACCGAGGUGGUGACACCUCGCACGCCGCAGAACACUCUGCUCGGCAUUUCAGUCGACACGCACGACGACCACUGGGACGCCCGCGCCGAGAUCGUCCCAAGUGAGAAUAAUUGCCGACGAACAAGCAUUGCCGGCCUCUUGCAACCGCGCUUUGACGCCAAAACCGUCGACAGGAUCAUCCAGCGCAUCACCAUCACCAACGCCAAUGAAAAAAAGAAGACCAAAAAGCGAUUGGAGCCGCAGCUGCCGCGGAUCGUGCUCUUGAUCGACGAAGCCGUUUCCGGCGUCACCAAGUUUUGGGAAGGCCGUCUCCGUGGUUGCCGCGUCCUGGAGAGCGCGGGGAUUAUCCAAGGAGGGGAACGGCGCAUGAUGACCGAGGCGAACACGCGCAUGAAUUCCGAAGAGUCGGCGCUAGUGCUCUUGCACCACCGUGUUCGGGCACGACUCAAAGGCGGCUACAGAGUCAUUGAAGGCAAGCGGUUUUUGCCCGACGAUGUUCACACGCCCAAGCCCCUUGUCGUCGUCGAACAUAAGAAAGCGUCGCUGGAAAAGGGCAGCACGGUCGUUCGCUCCAUGCCCAACCUGCCACUGUACCCGGCGACGCACCAUCGAGCGCUGUACCAAAAACCUCCCUACGCAUUGCCCGACAAGUGGACACCGCCGCCUUCUCAGCUCUCAUCCCCUGACACAUCGUGGAUCCACGAGAGCUUUUCGUCGCCUAUCGCUUCCGAGCCCACGAGUGGUCGACCGCCAAGCAAUCAGCGUGUGCAGGGCCACACGUACCUUCGGCGCCUUGGAUCCCCGAAACAACACCGCGUAAAACCUUUGGUCUCCCAGCAUAGUCCGUCCUGAGACACUAUGACAUGUACAAAGUCAUGUAUUAUUUUGUUUCUACUUACAACUAAAUGUCGAGCUGCGUCA
Messenger RNA from Saprolegnia parasitica CBS 223.65, 1371 nucleotides. RefSeq lists its product as hypothetical. The record is from RefSeq and is a predicted model, not a curated record. The transcript has 7 exons. Lineage: Eukaryota; Oomycota; Saprolegniomycetes; Saprolegniales; Saprolegniaceae. Bases 115 to 1302 code for a protein of 395 amino acids.